UAAAUUACGGGACAUAAUUGUUUUGAUAUUGAGUCGUGUUCUACUGUCAUUUCUCAUGUCUGUUCAUCAAUUUCUCAAGUAAAAAUAGAUUUGUUGAAAUAUGUUUGAUCUACUUAAAGGGAAACACAUGUGUAAUCAACGUAAUUGGAUGAAAAUUGAUCUGACGAGUGAAAAAUGUAUCACAAUGUUCUUUUGUUUCAUGAAUUCCAGUUGUUCUAAUCAUACCAGGGAUUGAUAAAACAAUUGUGACUAGCAGUGUGAGUGUCGAGUAUCCGAACACAGUGUACACUGAGAAAAAAAAAAUUAUUUCGGUGAAAUAUUCAUUGACUUCAGAGAAGGGUUUAUUUAAAGAACAUGGAGGGAGGUGGUGUAUUAACGGCUGAACGGAGUCCUGCACGAGCUAAUUUGCACGUGGCGUUCACGGAAAAAGGUGAAGUCAAAGAGAGACGUGAGAAAUUUCUCACGGCCAAGUAUGGCUCACAUCAAAUGUCGUUAAUUAGGAAGAGAUUGGCGGUGGAAAUGUGGCUGUUUGAUGAGCUUCAGAAGCUGUAUGAAUCAGUUACUGCCGACAAUGGAAAGAGUCGAGAGGUGGAGGUCGAUAUUGAUGAACUCCUGGACAUGGACACCGACGAUCGUAGACGUGCCCACCUCCAAGAAUUAUUGGUAGAUGCGAAAAAACCACAUGAUGUGAAGAAAUUCAUCAACGAUUUAUUAGAAAAGGCGAAAACCCUCUGAAGGGUAAGUACCUGCCAUUGGCUCCGAGUACUACAACUACCAACAUCUCGUUACUUGCUCACUCCUUCGAGUGCACCAAUGGGCUAAUGAAAUGAAUUUAACCAAACGAAAAAAAGUUAAAACGAAAAGCUUAAAAAAUUGUAAUAAUGAAUCCAAAAAGUGACAGUUUAUUGAUACGGCCGAAUCAACAGCUGUCCACAGUUACUAUGACUUUGUGUAACAAUUAUCUUACCGGUCCUCUCUGUGAGGAAGCUAGCGACUGACAUACGACACGAUUUACUGCAAUCCCGCAAUAAAAUAGUGAAACGUUGUAAAUUAAAUUAGACAAGCUGAUUAAGUUCUCGUGUACCCUAAUAAUGAUUUGUUAUGUUUCACUAUUUUAUCCAUGGAUUGAAGUUUUUUUUGUCAAAUCAAAAUAUCAGUUCCACAUUUUUUUUACUCCACGCGAAAAAAUGCAGCAAUGCAAUUUUUAUUUUACGAUCGAUUGCUCGAUUUUAUUGAUUAUAAUUACUCUUAAGUUAAUAUUUGGGUAGGAAUGAGGAUUUUGAUGGAAUUUUGGAAAGUAACACGAUACAUAGAUUCCCUCCAUUCGUUGAAUUCGAUGAAUGUACAAAAAAGGAUUUGGACAGAAGCAUUUUGCAAGCAUAGAAAGUUUGAGACACAAAACCUAAACUGUCAAGCAAAUUAAAUGCAUUUAAAAAAAUUAUAAAAUAAUGACACCAGCUGAGUCAAUGUUGGGCAGUUUCUGCCAUUAUCUCGGAAUUGAAUUGGAUAAAAUUUUUAUUGGGAGUGUUUUUUAGACACAAAAUUACAUUUAGCCGUUUGUAUGAAAAUGUUACCAGUUCCAGAUCAGAAGGUGAUCAGAAUAUGAUAACAAAUACCGGGGGAUUUUUAACUCGAAUUGACUCAUCUCGUCUCACUAUUUUACUACAUUGUUUCAACACUGAGACACCACAUAGAACGUUCCAGCUUAGUUUGUUGUGAAGAAUUAGUUUAAUGGAUUAACCAAAAACAAUGGCACACUAACUUAGAAAAAUUCACUCAGGCAAUAAAAUAAAUUGUCAAGUGCCAAAUAGGUGUUUACACGUUUAACGAAAUAGUAGUUCCGUCUAGAAGUGUUUUGCAGUUGGAAGAAAAUUAGUUAUCGUGUUUUCUGUCACGAGAUUAAUGUGAUUGUCGAAGCAGCCGCCUUUAGCAGAUCAAAAAGUCAUUCGGUGUUGAUUUGGAAAUGUGUUUUCGAGUGAAUCUAAUGGCUCUUCUGGUAAUUAGUAAAAAAAAUCGGACAGAAAUUCAGUAGCAAAGCGGUAAAACGAGAUAAGUUGAUUUAUCUCUUAGUCGAGUGUUCGAGCGAUAUCGCUCCCCGGAUUCCGAGAUACUCACCAAAAAAUGGCUAAUAGUCCACAGUGUCUUAUCUCGUUUUACCAUUUCGCUAAUCAAAUUAAUUGGAUAAUUAGCAGAGAUAUUACGAUUCACUCGUCGCCUUCUGCCAUUUCAAUACAGAAAAUCAUCGAUGGAUCUCUGCAUUAUUUUUAUUUAAUCGAAGUAAACAAAUUUUAAUUCUGCUGUGAACGUUUUUUGAUACGAACAUACUGCCUGCUCAAGCAAACAUAAGAAAACCUAAAUGUCCCUUCACCAGAAUGAUGAUUAAAAAUUGUGGAAGUAAAUUAGAGUUAACCAUCGACGUCUGUAAGUAGUUUACUCGCUUUGUAGAUACAUAUCUCAAUUCAAUUAUCUCACCCGCAUAUCCUCAUUUAGAUUAAUUUAGGGAAUCGUUGAUGUGAUAAAAUUGGUUGGAGAAUGACAAAAAGUCAAGAAUUGAACGAACGAAAUUCUCUGUGGACAUUGUAAAAUCUACGAAUCGAAUUAUCUCAACAGUUAGUCAUUAAAUCGUAAAAUGUCAACAGACCUUGUUUCUAGCUGAAAAAUUCUCAAUGAAAAAUAUAUUGACAUUUGCGCAUAGAAGCGUUUGCUUUCGAGAUAAUUCGUUUAUUUUGUUCAGCCACUUUGACGAAAAAAACAAGUAUGGAAGCGACGUAUGAAUUAGUUGAACAAAUUUUAAUAGAAAUGUCGAUUACAAAAAAUAUAAAUUAGACAAAAAUUAAUCAAGUAAAUGAAGCUAAAGCUAAAUGAUGAAUGUCCUCGAUUUUUUAUUAUAUCGAACGAACAAAAAAUCAGAUUUUAACGAACAAAAAACACAAAAUAAACUGCCAAAGAUUUAUUUCAUUGCGAAGAGAAGAGGGAAGAAAUUUCGACAUCGACCUUUGAACGUGGUAAUCACUCAGGGGCUUUAGCGUCACAGCUUUAACAACAAAUAGAAAAAAAAUUUAAAUUGGCAGUAAUGAGUUGUGAUAAUCAGUGCGUAAAUACCUAACGAUGAUUCGAGUGUUGAGUGAAUUGAAUAAUUAAAAUUUGAUACGAAAUGAAACUAGAAUCAAACGAACAAUGGUCUCGACUGUCAUUUUAAUAUUAAUUAAGAGGUAAUGAGGAAAUGCUUGAAUCAACGAAACGAUCUCUAGUAAAUUUUAUUCAAUUUGGUUCUCGAUCUUCUCGAAAUGCAGAAAUAACUUAAUACUCAAAUUGAUUCAUAUCAUUGGUUUUCAAAAUGCCAAGAUUUUUUUUUAUCUUUAACGUUAGAGAGAAGGGAGUGAGAAAUUUUACGAGGUCAGUGCGAAGGAGAUGACAGAGGCAUUACCAGUCUAAGAUAUGUGUAAUUUCUCAUUAUUAUAUUUCUUAGUUUAUUUGUUGUGUGUAUUUUUAAUAACUUAUUAUUAAUUACUUUUAACCAGUUGAUUAUGUUCUCGUACUUCCAAGAAAUCAGAGGUGGAGUGGUAAAGAACAGGGGAUUCAGAUUAGUCUGGGAAUAUUGACGAAGAGAAAGAGGUGGAAAACAUUCUGGCAGUGGUACAUUGACCUUUUGAUUAUGAAUUUUUUUUUCAUAACAAUUCCAAAGAUAUUCGCAAAAUAAUGACUAUCCAGUUACAGAUUAUCUGCUGUUCCUCGCCACUCUGCUCCUAGUGAUAUGAAUAAGGCAUUUUUUAAGUUCAAAAAUAUUAGAAACUAUUGUGAUGCUUGAAAUGAAGUCUCGCUGAUUAGAAUUAUAAAUGUAGCUGCUUCCAAGUGAAAACGAACAAAAAAAUCGAUUGGUAUAGAUAAAGAAAAAUGAAGAUUUUUUGAAUGUUGACGAGCUUAAUUGUGAGGAGCAUUUUCAGUAAAACUGAAUGGUCAUUUUGUUAUAGAGAGCAUCGAUGGAAACAGUUUUUUGUCACAAAUGAACAAUGAAGAAUCAAUUUUUCAAUGAUAAAGAUGAGUAAGUGAAUAUGGAUAUUUGAUAGUACUCAGGAGUGUUUCUGAAUGAAGAUCAAACCUGAGGUUUAAGAUUUUCGGGCAAUUUUUGUAGACUGUAGAGUUUUAUAAACAAUCAUCCCCCUUUUUCAAUGUCAUACCCAUCAUGAAAAACAUUUUCAUACGAAGGAAAAAAAUGAAAAAUAAAAAAAAAAUGAAUUGAACAUUUUUUGUCAUAGAAAUAUCGUCGUCCAAGCGCACCAUAUUAAUGCAUUGUAAUAGUGAUUAGACACGUAAUUGAAUAAAAAGUCUCGCGAUUGUUGUAUUCUUUGCAGUCUUUUGAUGGAUGAAACAACAAUAGAUCUACAAACUUGUACGAAUAUAUUGGAAGUAAAUUCAAUUUUUUGCGA
This is a messenger RNA of Diachasmimorpha longicaudata, 4427 nucleotides long. RefSeq names its product protein phosphatase 1 regulatory subunit 14B. Gene Ontology annotation, cellular component: cytoplasm. Gene Ontology annotation, biological process: regulation of phosphorylation. Gene Ontology annotation, molecular function: protein serine/threonine phosphatase inhibitor activity. Lineage: Eukaryota; Metazoa; Arthropoda; Insecta; Hymenoptera; Braconidae. Bases 355 to 735 code for a protein of 126 amino acids. The record is from RefSeq and is a predicted model, not a curated record. The transcript is spliced from 5 exons.